AGUUCAAUGAAAAGAGGACUAAAAUUAAAAGAAUUAUACUGUCCCAUGCAUUCAUCUAUUCCUUUAUGGGCUCCAGAUCUACGAUUUGAAGAUGUCACCUCUGAUCUGUUGAUUUCUGCUGAUCUUGUUCAUCUGUUUAAAUUUCUUGGACGUGGAGCUUUUGGUUCUGUAUUCACCGGUUCCGCAGGGAAUAUUGAUCAUCAUAUUCGUCAAAGGAAUUUAUAUUCAAUUACACGAAAACAGAAGCCACGGAUUUUAGAUGAUGACCAUUCGAUGAAAGUCGAUGAAAUUAACAAUGAAGAUGGUAAUUAUCAAACUCAUAAAAUAGCUGUAAAAAUUUGUUCACCUGUCCACCCGAACUUGGAUAACUCAAGCGUAAAUAAUUCUUCUUCCUUUGCUGUUCCUAACGAUAUAACAAAACUUUCAGAAGGCUCUACUAGUUCAAAUCUUCGUGAUGCAUUUGCUUUAUAUCGUCAAGAUCAACGUAGAUGGCUACAACAUCCCGUUGAAACGUGUUUAAUUGCAUAUCAGGAAAUUCGAGCUGAAUUAAAUAUCCUCUUACCAAUCACAAUGAAUUGUAUGAAAGUUUAUCAAAUGAAAUUUAGCAAGCAUCAUCCUCCUUUUCACAUCCAUUCAUAUCAGAAACAUUCUACUCCAACAGCAUCCAAUCGUAGCUAUAAGAAUAUGAGUAAAUUGUAUAAUGGUAUACAAGAGAGACGAUUGACUUAUGGUUGUUUUAGUAAAUGCCUUCAAAAGAAAACUGAUAAUAAUAGUGACAAUAAUAAGCUGAUUUCAAAUAUGCAUCUAUCACAACAGAAGAAUAAUUUACUUGUAUGCUGUGGAAUCAUUUAUCCUAAUCCGAUUGGAUUUUUAAUGCCAUUAGCACCAUUGGGAAAUUUAUCUGAUUAUUUCACUUCAUUACUAUCAUCCUAUCAAGAUCUACUGAAAUCAUCAGUUUCCUCUUCCUCGAUGAUGACGAUGCCAACAACAACAUCACUAGAGCAUAAUGAGCUAUUUCUUGACCAUCCAUUACAUCCACUAACAAUGAUGUGUGUAACUAAUCAAUUGGCCAAAGCACUAGCCUAUCUCCACCACUUAUCGAUUAUUCAUCGGGAUGUGAAAUCGGAGAAUGUUUUAAUCUGGUCCAUGCCGCCAUCGAUGAUGCUGAUGUCGUUAUCCACAUUACCGAAUAACUACAAUCCGUCUCAAGUACACAUUGUAUUAACAGACUACGGUGCAAGUCGUUUUAUGAGUUCACCUGAUGAUGGAUGCAGGGGAUAUGUUGGUACAACUGGUUAUAUGGCGCCUGAGAUUUUAGAAUACUUAGGUGAACAGACGUACAAUACAAAGGUUGAUAUCUAUGCAAUGGGAAUAUUAAUUUGUGAGAUGAUUCAAUUAGAACAACCAUACAAAAAGUCGUCUUCGAUAUUGUUUCGUUUGGCUCAAGAAGUGAUUUCAGGUGUACGUCCUGAAAUUCCAUCACAUUUUUUAAAACGUUGUCCGCGUACACUGAUUAACUUAAUGACCUACUGUUGGGAAUCUGAUUCAAAUAAACGACCAACAGCUCAACAAAUUGUUCAACUAACUAAUCCAUGGUGGCCUUCUUCAAAUGAAGUAGUGAAUACUAGUAACAGUAAUAAUAAUGAUAUUAAUUCACUAAAAAUCGAUCAUAUUUCCUUUUUAUCCUCCAAAAGAAAUGAUAGAAUUCACCUUUCAUCUAAUAUAAAGAGAUCUAUGAAUGUAUUUAGUAAUUCAACUAGACAAAAAUCUUCUUUUAACACUCUUUCAAAUAUUGUACUGAAUGGUUUCAGUCAUAUCCAGUUAGUGUAUUGUAUUGAUGCCUUGAAGAUUGUAACCUGUGCCUUAGUAGAUGAUUGUUAUAAUCUUUGGCUUGGAGGUUACAAUUACUAUGCUGAAUCAUCGUUGGAUGAUGAGCAAUACAUCCGAAUAGGCUUAUUGUUCCUAAUCCCACUCACUACUGAUAUUUCAUCAGAAUCGUCAAUUGUAUUAGCCUCAUGGCCUAGACUUUAUGUAUUAAAACAAUAUUCUCAAGGAAUCGUUGGACAUGAUACAUGUCGUAAAUUAUCUGAUUGGCCAAUCCGCUUAUGUUGGCUAAGUGACGGCGAUAGUAAGUUGAAGUAUGUGAGGAAAGAUUCAGCCAAUAACAAAACACCAAGGACAAUGGUGACUUGUUUAACUAUCUUAGGUGAACUAAGGGUUUAUGGAUUUAAUUACAAAACUAUGGAGUAUAUUUGUCUUUUAAAAAUACAACUAUCACAAUAUUCCAAACUGAGUACACAUUCAAUAGACAAUGAAGAGUGUGAAAAUCUUUUUCAUGGAGUUAAAUGUAUGCUGGCUUAUAUGAAAUAUAAUUAUCACCAGAAUCAGUUUCAUUCUCAACACCAUCGUCGACCAUCGUCACCGUCUACUGGAUGUAUUCAUUAUAUUUUAUGCUUAGCAUCGCCACAAAUUUGCAUUGUCACUGUCCAUAUUUUAUCUUCCUUAAUGGUGAAAUUUGAAAAAACAACUUUUGUCAAUCUAGAUCAACCCAUUCACUCAGGUGUUAUUCUCCCAGAAAUCUGGUGUUGUAAUCAGUUAUUAUUUCAUCAUUCGGUACGUAAAAUGUCAAAACAAAUCGAUUGUUAUAUGAUACCAAUUGACACCACCAAAAUACUCAUUCAUGAAUAACCUGACAGAAUAUUUGACACCAUAGCAAUUGACAUUAGUCCUAAUUAAAUAAAACAAACAGAUAAAUCAACGUAGAACCGCACACGCAGGUGCAUCAGUUCAAGUUGCCACAUAUCAAGAUAGAUAAAGUUUUGCGUGAGAGAAUAAGCAAUUGGAAGAUGAAGGUUAGUGCAUAUAUAUUCAAGAUGUAGAAGAUGUCAAGGAGUGAAUACAUCUGCACCAUUGUGACCUAUCUUCAGCCAUGUCACUAGGAAUCCUCAAUCACUGGUUUCCAAUAUUUCGAGGACUGUUGUCAGGUAGUCUACAUCUCCCACACUCAGGGAUCUCAUCGACUUGUUCCACAUCUCUGUCCGACCAUCCUGAACCUUCUUAUAUGUGAAAACCUUAAUGUCAUGCAUCAACAACUUUUUCAACGACCAAAUUUUACUACUUAUAGUCCCCGUGUUCAGCACCUAUAUCUUUAAACCACUAAAUUCAGCUACAAUAACUAGGAUUUUCGACAGCAACCAAUGAGUGAGUUAUUGAACCUUCUUCAUCAAUUUCAUACAUUAUUCUGCCAUAAUAUGGUAUUUUAGAAUCGUCCUUAGAAGGCCAACUAUUCAACAUUCAGUAGCUGUCAAUGUAUAUUUAGUGAUAUUGAAAUCUACCGUCAAGUAGCAUACAUACGUAUGCGUUUCAUUCUCGUCAUUUUUUUUCCAUACUUAGUGAUUCUGAUGUUUGGUUCAGUCAAAAUGGUGGUAAAUUACUGUGUUAUACGUGGAACAAUGCAUUACAUGAAAUAUGCUCAUCAUCAUUGUCGAAUUGUUUCAAACUACGUUUAUCUUGGUUUGUACCAUUAUCAUCAUCAUCAUCAUCAUCAUCUGAGUCAAAAUCAUCGUCUUCUUCUCUGGUGACUCAUUUUCUACUUGACACUUCAAUGUCGGCUAAUCAAGAUGAUUCGUCAGAAGACAAUGUACAUAUUUACGUUUGGACCUAUUUAAAACCACAUGGUAAACUCGAUUGUUGGUCAGCUGUUUCACAGAAUUUAUUACAAAGUAUCAGUUUAACGUGUCAUUUGGAUAAACCAUUUUCACAAAACUUUUCAACGUCAGAGAUGUUUGGUUCAAUUCGUGCAAUGGAAUGGCUUACUUUAUCAUCAGAUAUUCUAUUGAUUACAACACAUGGUUACUUAAUACAUAUCAAUGUAACACAUAUCAACACUGACAAUAAGUCGUCAUCGAUGAAAGCAACCGAAACGAUGCUGACAGCAACCAGUGAGAAUUCAUCAAAUCGUUUAUUUCAUUCUUCCGCAUCAUCAUCAUUUCCAUCGGUAUUGUUUAACAUUCAUGUGUUUCAUUAUCAUGGUGUUAUGUCAGAUGAAGAUUUUGUUUUAAUUGCUCCACUCAUACCGACAACAUCAUCGACUUCGUACUCCCUGAGUCGUAUUUUAACUAUAGGCAAAGGUUAUUUAGAUCCUUUAGCGUGUAUAAAUCCCUCUUCUUCUUCUGCCUUGUAUACAAAUACUGUGCAAAUGUGUUAUGACGGUAACAGUAAUAAUAAAGCCCUCAGUAACCAGAUGAACACAGCAAAAUGUUUUAGCCAAGAGAAUUAUUAUUUAGUUAAAUUAUUUUGCGACAAAUUUUUAUUCUCAUGAUAUAUUUUUAAUACUUCAAGAUAUAUAAACAUAUUGGCAUGUAAAUAACUUUUGUUUUUUCAUGUACACAUAUUUUUUUGCCUUUAUUCGCUCACUGCGUCUCCUUUCUCUUCAUCUAGCAUGUUCGAUGUCAUCAUUGAGCACUUCUCUUUCAGUUGGUCAUUGAUACUAAUCUACUACAGCGUUUUUUUGUAACGUCCAACUGACUCUCUUUUUUUUAUACCCAAGUCUCUGAGAUGAUGGAUUUUCAUUUUCUUUUUACCACCUACAUAAUCCUUUUGUAACAAUAGUGUCUUGACUUUCUAGUCGCUUAUUUUAUCAUUUUAUUUUGUUCUUUUCCUCUAAAAAUCUGUGAUGCAUAAAUUAUUUAAAUAUGCAAUAAUAUACACUUUUCAUUUUGUUGUAACGUGAUAAUUAAGCUGAUAUGUUUUGAUAUUAAAUGUUUGGAGUGAUAACAGCAAAAUACAUAACUUUAACACUGUC
This is a messenger RNA of Heterobilharzia americana, 4804 nucleotides long. Lineage: Eukaryota; Metazoa; Platyhelminthes; Trematoda; Strigeidida; Schistosomatidae. The record is from the annotation of a GenBank genome assembly.